Bursaphelenchus xylophilus (pine wood nematode) is the source of this 7539-nucleotide messenger RNA. The record is from the annotation of a GenBank genome assembly. NCBI's taxonomy places the organism in Eukaryota, Metazoa, Nematoda, Chromadorea, Rhabditida, Aphelenchoididae.
AUGGCGAUCACGUUGUAGGUCCUCGGAGUGCUGUGCUAAUCUUUUGAAUUUAGGAAAGAAGUUUCGUUGGACCCCGCAAUGGAACAACCAGAGUAUGCGAAUGGACAGGACGAGUAUGUUUUUGCCUUUUCUUGUUAUGUUUUUAGGAAUUGCGAUGUGUGUAUGUUAUUCAUGGGAAUUGAAGGUAUCAGGGGGAAGACUUUAGAGAUGCUUGUGCUGGAGAUGCUUUGGUUGCCGUUGGAGGCAUUGAAGCACAUAGAUAGCGUUCAUUCGUUUAGAUUUAUGCUAAAUUCAUCUUGUUUGGUUUGCUUUACUUUAUAACUGAGCUAUUUUAUUGAAUGAAAUUUUUUCCUAUAAUCAACGUUACAAACGCCUUGAAAUUUUUGACAGAGCUGUGUGAAAACAUUUCUGAGCUGAUUGAAUUUGUUUUGAGGAGUAAAAUUUCUUCUCUUCUGCGGUUCUUAGCUGUUUUUAUAUAGUUCAAUAUCUAAAAUAUAGUUUUGCAGAUCCAUAUUUUCUAAGCCUUGUAUAAUCCGCAUCUUUCAGUCCGCAAGGUCCUCCUGGCCAAUUCCGUCCACGAUUUGUCGCUCCUCCACAGCAACAGCGCUCAUUCUUUCCGACUCCAGGUGUUGCACCAGGCGGACCUCGUCCUUACGGUAGUGUGCCUCCUUAUGGAUUCAACCGUCCUCCAGUUGCUGCGCCAGCCCCCAGGCCAAAUGCUGCAUCUCAAGCCGAGAAAUUGAAAAGGGUAAGUCUUUAAAAUUAUAUUGUUUUGGUUUUUAGAGGUCAAAUAUUGAAGGUAAUAUAAUUUUUGCUAUUUCAGAUAGCCGGAGUUCCUCCCGAGAAGGAGUUAUGGGUGGAGACCAAGACUGCAGAUGGAAGAUCAUACUAUUACCAUGCAAUUAGCCGGGAGACCGUCUGGGAGAAGCCGGCGGAUGCUGUUGUUAUGGAGCAAACCGAACUUCAAGGUCUCAUCGAAAAGAACCAAAGGGAAGAAAAAGAGGCGCAAGCUAAACAGGGUAAGGAUUACGGUAACUUUUCACGGGGUUUUGAAUUUUGUAAUUCACUUUCAGGCAGGUAAGGAUAAUAUAAUUUUUUUCUUUUAUUUAUGCAUCUCUUUUGUGGGGUUUAGUAACUUUUUGGCAGACACGUAAGGACAAGGAUGCGUUGGAAUUGGCACGCCAAGAUCAGAUGUUCCCGUCUCUCUAUGACUGUAACGUUAAUUAGCCAACGGCCGCACUGUGCGUUAUGACGCGUUUUGACUGUAAAAAUCAAAAAAAAUUUUUUUUUUCAUUGAUACCUUUAGAAAUCAAUUUUAUCGAAUAACGCACAUUGCAGCCGAUUUCUAACCUAGUUAAGAUGUUUUUCUAUUGUUUUGGAUGGAAAUUUCUAAAUUUUGUCGUUUCAGGAGCCUUUGGUCAGAAUUUCAACCCUCAGUAUCCUGGUGGUUUCCCUCCUGGAGGAUUCCCGGGACCAGCCGGCGAUCCAGCCAAGGCAUGGCAAGAGUUCUCGGCUCCAGACGGAAGAAAGUAUUAUUACAAUGCGAUCACUCAAGAAAACACUUGGACGAAGCCGGAUGCGCUGAAGGAAGCUGAAGGUAAGGGUUUUAUUUUUUUUGUUCUGUGUUUAGAUUGAAUGGAGCUGCUUGGAUCAAGGAGUUGAAGAGGAAAAUUGCAAAUUUUGGACUAAAAUAAUGUCGAUUUUUGAAGAUGGCACUUUUUUUGGGCGGAAAAAAUUUGCAAUAGAAUCUUAUGGACGUAGAAUGAAGUAUAUGAAGUAUACGUUCUAAAACUUCUGUUUUCAGCCGCCGGCGCCGGCCCAGCCAAGCAAUAUCCCCCAGUCCAGUCGACUGUCCCCAACCCGGUCCUCAACCCCGCUCUGAACCCCCUCCAAGCGCAGAACCCACCGUUUGCCCAACCAUUCACCGGCGCUGCGCCCAUGCAAGGAUUCGCCGGCGCUCCCAUUCAAGGCCAGCCCUUUGGAGGCCCGAUUCCCGGAGUUUUCAACGGUCAGCCAUUUAAUGGCCAAUCCCAACCCAAGCCCUCGGGCGAUGACAAAGGACGCCCAAUCUCGUCGAGUGCGGUCCCAGGAACCCCGUGGUGUGUGGUGUGGACCAGCGACCGCAGAGUUUUCUUCUUCAAUCCGUCAACGAGGAUCUCGGUCUGGGAACGUCCGCCGGAACUUUAUAACAGAUCCGAUGUGGACGCAUUGGUCGCAAAACCGCCGGAACCAAAGAAGAAACAACCCUCGGAGGAACCGGACUCGGACGCGGAGAAUAAUAUCAAGAUUGGAGAGGAUGAUGGGGACAGUGAUGAUUCGGAAAAUUCAGAACCGGUGAAAAAGAAGAGCAGAAAGGAGAAAAAGUAAGAUUUUUGCAUUUUUUUUUUUUGGUUUUUAGGAAUCCCGAAGAAAUUGGAGGAAGAUUUGGGCUAAAGAAUUGGAUGUCGGAGAAGAUGGGACCUUAUUUUAGGUGAAUGUUGAGCUAAUUUGAUCUUUAUAGAGCCCAAAAGCUCGCUGAUGAACGAAAACGACAAGAAGAGCAGAGAAAACAAGAGCAACAAAAGAAGAAGCCAGUAGAAAAAGAAGAAGAUCCCGCCAUCAAAGCCGAAAUCGAAGCCCGCGAAAAGAGAGCCAACAUCCCGCUGGAAGAACGAAUCCAAAUGUUCAGAGACCUCCUCAACGAAAAGAAUGUGAGCGCCUCCUCGACCUACCAAAGAGAACUCAGCAAGAUUAUUUAUGAUCCGAGGUACUUACUCUUGGCUGUAGAUGAAAGAAGAGCCGCAUUUGAUGCCUACUGUAAGGAGAAAAUUGAAAUUGAACGAGCGGAAAAGAAGAAAAAGGCCAAAGAAGCCAAGGAGCAGUUCAAAUUGUUGUUGGAGGAAGCGAAUCUGCAUGGAAAGUAAGUGAAAUUUGGGAUUCUUUAUGGGGUUUUUUGGGUUGGAAGAGUUUGCACGGUGCGGAAUAUUUUGAAAUUAUUUUGCACAGUGCGAAAAAUGUUUUUGUUGAAUUUGAAAAGGAUUUAUCGCUGCUGCACGGUGCUAUUUUAAAAGUGUUUUGCACAGUGCGAAAAUGUUUUUGGUUGGAUUUGAAAAAGAUUUAUCGCUUCUGCACGGUGCAGUGAAAAGAAAAAAAAAUGAGAUUUGCACGGUGCGGAAUAUUUUGAAAUUAUUUUGCACAGUGCGAAAAAUGUUUUUGUUGGAUUUGAAAAGGAUUUGUCGCGUCUGCACGGUGCAGAACAACAAUUCGAUGAUUUUGCACAGUGCGAAAAAUGUUUUGGUUGAAUUUGAAAAGGAUUUAUCGCUGCUGCACGGUGCAGUGAAAAGGAAAAAUUUUUAUCUGCACGGUGCAGACGACAAUUGGAUGAUUUCGCACUGUGCGAAAAAUGUUUUGGUUGGAUUUGAAAAGGAUUUAUCGUUGCUGCACAGUGCAGAUUUUUUUUUAUUAUUUUGCACAGUGCAAACAAUGUUUUUGUUGAAUUUGAAAAGGAUUUGUCGCUGCUGCACGGUGCAAAAAUAUUUUUUUUGUUUUGCACAGCGCGAAAAUUUUUUUCGCUGGAUUUGAAAAGAAUUUGUCGCUGCUGCACGGUGCAGUGAAAAGAAAAAAAUUCAUUUGCACGGUGCAGACGACAAUUCGAUGAUUUUGCACUGUGCGGAAAUUUUUUUGGUUCGAAUUGAAAAGGAUUUAUCGUUACUGCACGGUGCAAUGAAAAGAAAAAAUGUUGUUUGCACGGUGCAGACGAUAAUUUGCUUCUUUUGCACUGUGCAGUAAGCAUUUUUGCUGCCAAUGCACAGUGCAGAAAACAAAAAUAUUUUUUUUUGCACUUUGCAAAAGGUUUUGAUGAACUUGAUAAUGUCAUUCACCCUAUUUCAGAUCCACUUUCACUUCAUUUUCGUCCAAGUUUGGCAAGGACGACAGAUUCAAAGCAGUGGAAAAGAUGCGAGAUCGCGAAGAGAUGUUCAAAGACUUUGUCGCCGAACUCUACAAACAAGAAAAGGAGGAAAAGAGAAAGGAAAAAGAAGCAGCCAAAGAGAAGUUCAAGGAGUUGUUGAAGGAACAGCCCGAUCUCCACAGGAAGUCGAGAUGGUCCCAUUUGAAGAAAAAGAUUGAUUCGGAUGAAAGAUAUCGCCACAAAUACCUGGAUAGUUCGCUGAGAGAAGAGCUCUUUAGAGAAUAUGCAGCGACAUUGCCGGAGAAGGAAGUCGAGGUAGGGAUUUUUUGGGGGAAAAAUUUAUUUUUUUGGGGGGAAAAAAUGUUGUUUGGAGGAAAAAAUUUAUUUUUCUUCAGUAAAUGGGGUUGGUAAAGGUUCAGAAUAUUGUUUAUUAGAGAAAAUUUGAGUUUUUUUAGCAAAAAUAGUCGUAUUUUUAUAUUGUUUUAGAGUGAAAUUACUGUUUUUUUUUUGUUUUUUUUUGGUGAAAUAUUUGAUUCUAAAUUGAAAAAACUAUCAUUUUCUGGGGUUUUAAGACCGUAUUUUAGCGGUAUUGUGGACUUUAUGCAUUUAUUUUUUCAUAAACUUAAUGCUUCCCGUAUUUUACGCAAAAUUUUUUAGUUUUUCCCUCAAAAAAUGCCCGUAUUUUCAGCUAGAAGAAGGCGAAGAACCCGACGACGGCGAGCAGGAAAUGUCCGCCGCCGACAAGGCUCUGGAAGAAAGAAAAAAGGCGGUCGCGGAAGAACUUGGCGAACACAUGAAGGAACGAAAUAAAGAAAGCGAACGCCAAAAGCACCAAGAACAAGAAGAAUUAUUCCAAACAAUGCUUAUUGAUAUCGUAAGUUGAUUGGGAAAAUCAAAUUUGGGUUUUGGAAUUUUAUUUUUUUUUUUUGAAUUUUUUUAAAUUUUGCACUGUGCGAAAAAGUUGGAAAAAAUGCACUGUGCGGGAGAUUUUUUGUCCGCACUGUGCAGUCAAUUUUAGCAUUUUCAUAGAGUGCAUGGAGAAAAAAAAUUUUUUUUUUGGUUUUGCACAGUGCAUUUUGAACUUUUUCCCACGCUUGUCGCUAACGCACUGUGCAUUUUUCCCUUUGCGCACAGUGCAAAUCUCAAACAAAUCGUUUGCACUGUACAAAUUCUUUUUUUUUUUUUUUUUUUAAUUUUGCACUGUGCGAAAAAGUUGAAAAAAAAGUUUUUUUUGCCUUCGCACUGUGCAGCUUGAACUUUUUUCCCACGCUUGUCGCCAACGCACAGUGCAUUUUCCUUUUUGUGCACGGUGCAAACGUCAAAAAGAACCGUUUGCACUGUGCAGAUUUUUGAGCAAACCCGCGGCGCCGCAGUUGAGAAAAGCCCGUGUCGCAGCGAUAUUUCAAAUGCACAGUGCAAAACAAAAGAAAGGUGAAUGCACGGUGCAAAACCAAGAAAAAGUGAAUGCACAGUGCAAGAUCAAGAAAGGGUGAAUGCACAGUGCAAAACUAAGAAAAAGUUGAAUGCACAGUGCAAGACCAAAAAAAAGAUGAAUGCACGGUGCAAAACAAAAGAAAGGUGAAUGCACGGUGCAAAACUAAAAAAAGGUGAAUGCACAGUGCAAAACCAAAAAAAAGUGAAUGCACAGUGCAAAACUAACAAAAAGUUGAAUGCACAGUGCAAAACCAAAAAAAGAUGAAUGCACGGUGCAAAAAGUCGAUAAUUUUUGUGCACGGUGCGGACCGCGACAAAUGUCCAUGCACUUUCUGAAAAUGGUAAUAUUAAAUUUUUGACCGAAUUUUUUGGAUUUUUUUGCAAAUUUUUGCCAAAAAUGGGCCUUGAAAGAUGAUUUUUUAAAAAAUAUUACUUUUUGGAGUAAUUUUUUUUUAUUUUUCAGAUCAAAAACCCUGAUCUCUCCUACCACGAUGGCCGAAAACUGCUGAAAAAAGACCCGCGCUACGAUGAGAUUGACCUGCUGGAAAAGUCGACCAAGGAGCGCCUCUUCUCCGACCACACCCACAACCUGGAAAAGAAGCGCCGAGAGCAGUUCUAUCAAUGGCUCUCGGAGAAGGAGGAAAUCAACUACAGGACGAAGUGGCGCGACGCCCGAAAGGUCCUCGAAACCGACGAAAAGUACGAGAAAUUGGUGACAAGCGAUCGACGCGCCGAAAGAGAGUUCAACGAAUGGGCCAGAUUGACGAAGGACCGGAUUUAUGAAGAGUUUGAUGACCUGUUAAGGGAGACCAAAAUCAUCACGUAUCAGUCGCAAAAGACCAUUCAAGAGAAUGAACAACACUUGAAAGACAUCUUGGCGGUGUUGGAGGUAGGUGAAACAGGGAUUGGAGGAGUUUGAGAGGAUGAAAAAAGGAAUUUUUUUGGGGGGAAAAGUUGGAUUUUUGGUGAAAAAAAAUUUUUGGUAAAAUAUUUUUUUGAAGGAAAGAAUGGGUGGAAUAUGAAAUUUUUGGGUCAUAAAAAGGAUGAUGGAGAAAUAAUAGAGGAUUUCGAAGGGUAAUGUUGACGAAAAACGGGAUUUUUUGAAGGAAAAAUGGGGUUUUUUGGGGGAAAGGGGGAUUUUUUGGGGAAAAAAUGAAUUUUUGGUGAUAAAAAUUUUUUUUGAAGGAAAGAAUGGGUGGAAUAUGAAAUUUUUGGGUUAUAAAAAGGAUGAUGGAGAAAUAAUAGAGGAUGUCGAAGGGUAAUGUUGACGAAAAACGGGAUUUUUUGAAGGAAAAACGGGAUUUUUCUGGGAAAUGGGGAUUUUUUGGGGAAAAAAUGAAUUUUUGGCGAUAAAAUUUUUUUUUGAAGGAAAGAAUGGGUGAAAUAUGAAAUUUUUGGGUUAUAAAAAGGAUGAUGGAGAAAUAAUAAAGGAUAUCGGAGGGUAAUGUUGACGAAAAACGGGAUUUUUUGAAGGAAAAAUGGGAUUUUUUAGGGGAAAAAUUGGAUUUUUGGGGGAAAUUUGAAGUUUUGGCUAUAAAAAUUUUUUUUUGAAGGAAAAAAUGGUUGAAAUGUGGAUUUGUGGGAGCUAAAAGAGGUAAUGGAGGAAUAAUAUAGGGUAUUGAAGAAUAAUGUUGAUGAGAAACUGGUUUUUUUGAAGGAAAAAUGGGAUUUUUUGCGGAAAAAUUGAAUUUUUGGCUAUAAAAUUUUUUUUUGAAGGCAAAUAAAGGUGAAAUGUGGAUUUUUAAGGUCCGAGAUUUGAUGGAGAAGGGAUUUUCAAGGAUAAUUAGGGAUUGAAUUAAAGGAAAAACUGAUUUUUUUCAGCAAAAAAUUAGAUUUUUUUGGGAAGAUAUGAUUUUGAGGGAGAAAUAAUAAGUUUUUGUGAAAAAUCGGGAAGAUUUUUGGGUUUUAUAGAGGUUCCAAGGCAAGAAGAUUGAAUUUACGAUUAUUCUCGAGGUUAAAAUACGGUCUGGAAAUUGAAAAAUUUUCAUUUUUGAGUGAAAAAUGGUAUUUUUUGAGGAAAAUUGAUUUAUUUCGAAAAAAUUGUUGUUGGUUUUCGCUUUUUAACCUCCAAAUUUCAGAAUGACAAACGCUACCUAGUCCUGAACGAAGAGCCGGACAAAAGGGAACGUCUCCUCGAGAAGUAUUUGCAAGAAUUGGACCGAAAAGGCCCCCCUCCCCCGCCAACCGCCACCGAGGCUGACCGAAGACGGAAAUAA